AUCUGCACAUUCAUUCACAGCUUGGAUAGAGAUCAUUAUGCACCAUGGCCAAGCUAUACAGGUUUGUCAAGCUCAACGAUAGGUUCAACGCCCAGAUAUUCACCUUCCUCCUGCCCGGAAAGAUCGUGCGAGAGUUCACGCCGGACUGUUAUGCCAAGGACUUCGUGUACGGGUACCAGCGCUGGGCCGUCAGCUUCGUGCGGAGCGACCGGCAUAUUGGCGCCUUUCUCAAACUGCAGACGACAACCCAAGGAAUCAAAUGUCGUCUCGAUUUCGCUUUUACCGUUCUGAAUAAAGACCACUUUACAAAGAAUGAACAUUUCAUUGAAAAGAGUUGUGAGUUCAGUCACGAAUCUAACGUCUUUGGAAGGAAAACUUUCAUAGAGAUAGACGACUUGCUUCAGAGAGGUUUCGUUCAGGAAUUCGGUGAUGUCCUCAUCGAGCUUGAGAUGCGAAACGUCGUGUGUCUGUACGAGUGUUACAUUAAGCUUCCGAAGGAGAACCACUCUUCCAAACAAGGGUACGGCGACAGAUUGGAAUCGACGUACUUCUCGUUCGGUUUGUUCGACUGGAGCGUAUCCCUGUUUCCGGACACCAGUUCAGUAGAGGCGGACGGGAGUGUCGCUGUCCAGCUGCAGAGACACACCAACUUCGACCACCUCAACAACGUCCGCUACAGGGUCAUCUUGGGGGAUGAGGGCAUGUUCGAUUCCGGGGAGAUGGAACAGGUUCUGGACAUAUCUGGAUUCGGAGAGCCGUUCACAGUCGGAGCGUCCGUCGCCAGACUGUCUAGAGGGAGGUCCACUCUGAGGAUAAAGGUCGAGAUGGUGUCCGUCGUGUCCGUCAGCGAGGUGACCAUGCACGGGCUGAACAGAAACACGUGCCGGGCGCACCUCUACGACCGCGACAAGCAAGCGUGGAUGCUCGAGGCCGACACGAGCGGCAAGUACCUCACCUUCAAACUCUACUACACCGACAUCUCGCACGUGCCCAGGAAGUUCUCCAGGUACGUCGCCUGGAAUGUCAAGGUCAUAUCCCAGAACACGUCGAAGCCCGUGAAGGCGCAGGACGGGCCGUUCUGUAAGUACUACGUGCAGCAGGACCUGGAUGAUGGCGUGCAGGCCAAGACAGACAUCCCAGUUGACGAGCUGGUGGACCCGGACAGUGUGUACCUGGAUCCGGAGGAGAGGAAACUGACCGUGCAGAUAGACUGGGUCGACUCGCACCUGUUGGUCCAGCCCACCUACAACAGCCUGGACGAUGUGCCCAGGAUACAUAAACAACAAAUGUGGCGCGAGAUAAUGGCGCUGCAGGCAGAAAACUACGCCCUGGAGAAACAGCUGUACAGUUACCAGCAGUCUAUUGCCAGGAACCACUCGAAACGGCGAGCCGACUCCGAACCUGGGCUCCGAGAACGGCGCCCACAGAGCUAGGGAGAUGAACCUUACACAAUCUACCACUGUCGGGACGGGAGUCCAUGAUAACCUACCAUGUGAAAUUUACGGUUGCUUUGCUGAUAGUUAACAUCUGAUGUAUACGAUUGCUUUGCUGAUAGUUACUAUCAGACGUUUACGGUUGCUUUGUUGAUAAUUACCAUCAGAAAGUAAUGGUUGCUUUGCUGAUAGUUACCAUCAGAAAGUAAUGGUUGCUUUGUUGAUAAUUACCAUCAGAAAGUAAUGGUUGCAUUGUUGAUAAUUACCAUCAGAAAGUAAUGGUUGCUUUGCUGAUAAUUACUAUCAGAAGUUUACGGUUGCUUAGCUGAUAAUUACCACCAGAAAGUAAUGGUUGCUUUGCUGAUAAUUACCACCAGAAAGUAAUGGUUGCUUUGUUGAUAAUAACCAUCAGAAAGUAAUUUACCACCAGAGGAUAAUAGUUAUGUUGUUGAUAAUUUAUCAUCAGGAGUUAAUGGUUGUGUUGUUGAUAACUUACCAUCAGGAGAUAAUAGUUAUGUUGUUGAUAAUUUACCAUCAGGAGAUAAUGGUUGUGUUGUUGAUAACUUACCGUCAGGAGAUAAUGGCUGUGUUGUUGAUAACUUACCAUCAGGAGUUAAUGGUUGUGUUGUUGAUAACUUACCAUCAGAAACCGUACCAAUGGUUGUACUGAUGAUAGUUACAAGCGGUUCGCAUUUGAUUAUGUUGAAUCCCUCAACUCUUGUUAAUGUCGCCGAUUGUUAAAUGCUACGCAAGACGGCUUAUAUGGUUCGAAUCCCGUCGGUUUCGCUUUGUGUUUUAUUACGACUGCAAUAGUUAAAUUUGUUAGAAGUGCAACAACUGUCUUAAUGGAGGAUGUCAAAGAUGAAGUGCAUUCAUUAGGUAAAACAGUAGAUGCAUUAGAAACACGUGUACCAUGAACGAUCCUGUUGGUGAUGACUCUGAGGUCAGUUCAUAUGUUGCAAGGAUUAUCAUAGAAGCGAGUGAUCAAAAACGAAAUCAGUUAGUUGAUGACAGUUGUGACACAUGAACUACACCCGCUAGUUUAAAUAUGUUAUGACAUGAUCAAAAAUGUGUAAUUGUUUGGGUUGUUUUAGCAGACCGUAACAGGUAGAAUGAAUGAAGGCAAUUGUGAAAACAUUACAGGCGUGUGCGCACACAUACAAACACAUUCUCUCUCUCUCUCUCUCUCUCUCUCUCUCUCUCUCUCUCUCUCUCUCUCUCUCUCUCUCUCUCUCUCUCUCUCUCUCUCUCUCUCUCUCUCUCUCUCUCUCUCUGUGUGUGUGUAUGUGUGUGUGUGUGUGCACAAUACAUUCACCAUCUGUGAAAUGGCAAACACCAUUUGGUUUUAUAUAAAUAUUAAUAAGAAAUGAUCUGCCGUACGAGAUCACCAUACAACUCUAUUAGUCCUCAAGUCGCUGAGGUGUCGAGAGACGAAUGGUUUUUAUAGUGGGUAGUGUAACGAAAUGAAUUGUUAGCACGCAAGUAAGUCGUUCUCGACUCAGACAGGUUGGGUUUCAAGCGUUAUAAAUUAACUCGCUAUCUGCUCACUUAAUGACCGUCAGGCAAAUACUAACACAUCGACCAGAACACGUUUUGUAUAGAAUGUAUAGUGUUUGGAUGCCCUAGUCUUUGGCCAGAAGAGGUUUUGUACAGAAUUUAAAUCAAAUAUGACAGUAUUUUGAUUCUGACACAACGGCCAGAGCACGUUUUGUACAGAAUUUACUUCUGAUGUGACAGUGUUUUGAUGCCAACACUUCGACCAGAAUUUACUUCUGCUAUGAAAGUGUGUUGAUGCUAACACAUCGACCAGAAUUUACUUCUGCUAUGAAAGUGUGUUGAUGCUAACACAUCGACCAGAAUUUACUUCUGAUGUGACAGUGUUUUGAUGCCAACACGUCGACCAGAAUUUACUUCUGCUAUGAAAGUGUGUU
This is a messenger RNA of Gigantopelta aegis, 3364 nucleotides long. RefSeq lists its product as uncharacterized. The record is from RefSeq and is a predicted model, not a curated record. The transcript has 3 exons. Gene Ontology annotation, molecular function: protein binding. Bases 45 to 1433 code for a protein of 462 amino acids. NCBI's taxonomy places the organism in Eukaryota, Metazoa, Mollusca, Gastropoda, Neomphalida, Peltospiridae.